UCGCCCACAGCAACACCAUUAUCUCGCAGCAUCUCAGAUUCCAUCUCGCCCAUCUCGCCCAUCUCGCCCAUCUCGCCCAUCUCGCAUCUCAUCCGCACGCAUUCCACAUGCCUCGUCCCCCGCCAUGACGGACUCUGCAGCAUCGCCAGCCCGAGACGCCCCCAGCGAAAGCGACGAUGCGACGCAGCCUGUUUCCUCGCCCGGGUCAGUGAAAUAGAUCUUAGGCGCCUAUCGAGCCUUGUGCUUGUGUGGAGAGCCGUGCCGUUCUGCUCAUGGCAUGCUGCAGUAGACAGUUGUCUGCUAAACAAGACCGGGAAAUUCCUAUUCAUACCUGGCACGUUUGUCGUCACCGCCAAAUCUGUCAGAAUGGUAGGGGCCUUGUUGGCCGCGGAUAGCGAGUAGCGGUUCGUCGUUUAUCGCGAUGGACCUGCGUAAGGCACUUGCUCGCGAUUCUCAUCGCCGUGCGAUACCUUGCUCCUAUCUUGCCUCCUUAUGCCAGUACUCUCUCUGCAGAAUGCCAUCUUGCGGACCGGCGAGACUUUUCCUAAUCACCCUUUCACUUGGACUUGGCAUCGCACCUUUCAUCAUGAGCGAUACGGAUACACGGCCGAGCUUGCCCUCGCUACUGUGUGGUUUACUGACGCAUUAACUUUCAGGUACCCUUACGUGACCCAAGACGACAAUGAAUCAGAUGCUUCCGACCAUGAUGAAAGCAAAGUGAAGAAUGAGCACGACGACGAAGAGUCUACCGAGUCGGAUUCCAGUCAAGAGAAUGAAGAGGCCUCACAAGUCGAUGUGACUUGUGGACAGACAGUGAUAUCUUGGAAGAACGCCAAUGGCCGAAUCGAAUGCACUGACGAUCUAUCUUUUGAUCUAUACAUGGACGUCUCAACCAAUACUGCGAUUUUCAAACUGUAUGGCUACAUUCUUCUCAAAGGCAAUAGAGGCAAAAGUGGCAAGCAGGCCAUUUAUUUAUUCAUACAUCCUGAGAGCAUCCGAUCCAUCACUCUGGAGACUGUCCAUGAUGCGCCAUCUCGACCAUUGACCAAUCUUGGAUCCAACUACCACUCGUUGUGUUUCUUUUUGACGAAAGAGCCUCGUCUCGUUGUCCCUCACGACAGUAUUCUAGAGUCCAGACCGAAGACUGCAGCCCUCCUAGAUUCAAUCCAAGCCUUGGCUACCAUGAUGGAUUUUACCGUUUCCUUCAGCAAUACCGACAUUACCGCAUCAGUCCUGCACAGCCUAAGAUUAGUCGCUUCGGUUUUCUCACCAACAGCCAACAGCAAUCGGCCGUCUACGAAUAUCAGACGCGCCAAUCUCAGUGCUUUGUAUGCUGGCAAAGGUGGUGAAAUUGUUCACACGAAUGAUGCGACCGCCAAUGCCGCAGUGCUACCACCUCCAUUAUAUACCGAAGCCACGCCUGGCCCAAGCCAGAUCUCCAAUAAACGUAAACGUGUGAACUCUGACAUUGAUGAUGAUCGCUCUCCCGGUGUCAACAACCAAAUUUUACACCUUCUCAAAAACAUCUGUGCUCGCCUCGAUACUAUGGAUGACCGUAUGAGCCGGCUUGAAGAUAAAGUGACGGAGGCACUGGAUGCUGACCGCACCUCAUGCCGAUACGGAACGGAAGAAAGAACAGAAAUAAUAGAAGCGGUCGACAAUAGAAUUGAUGACUGCAUCACUGACCUAAAGGUCGAAUCUCACGACAUACUCCAGGAACUCAAAGAAGAGGUUGACGACACACUGGAGCGACUAGAUAAUGAGGCAAGUGAUAAGAUAGAACAGCUAGAGAAUGAGAUAGACGAGAACACCACAAAGCUAGUGGAGAAGUAUUUGAAGAAGAAGCUGUCAAAUGCGAGCUUGCGAGUGGACGGGACUGUGUUCUUGGACAUUUAGACAUCGCAGAGUUACUUGGCCAAUCUCCUGCAACUACAAUACCAUACGAGUCUCUGGGCUUUUACCUCUUC
Molecule: messenger RNA, 1967 nt
Organism: Trichoderma atroviride IMI 206040
Lineage: Eukaryota; Fungi; Ascomycota; Sordariomycetes; Hypocreales; Hypocreaceae
Source: RefSeq, a predicted model, not a curated record